AUGACUUGGUGCUUUGUGACUUCAAAAUUUAUACUUUUCUGUUUGAAUUUUUUAUUCGUGCUCAUUGGAUUAGCAUUGGUUGCAAUUGGAGCAUGGAUUGCAGCAGAUAAUCAGGGUUUUCUUGAUACAAUACAAUUCUUCUCAUCAAAAGAAUCAGUUGAACUUCAACUUUAUCAAGGAACCUCAAUAAUACUGUACUUCAGUUAUGGUGUCAUUGUAAUGGGAGGAUUAUUAGUAAUUAUCACUUUUAUUGGUUGUUGGGCUGUAGUCAGUGAAAAUCGUGGAUUACUCAUAGCUUAUACAGCUCUACUGAGUUUAUUGGUUCUACUUGAAGGCGGAGCAGCUGCAGCUAUGGGCGGUACAGUUGAUAUGUGGACAAAAGACUACGAGAAUUCAACAUCGAAUCAAUUUGUAAAAAAUUAUGUUGGUACAUUUGGAGCUUUCAAUGUAUCAGAGUAUGAGCCUUAUUCACUUACUAUGGAUAUACUAAUGAUAGAGCUUAACUGUUGUGGAUUAAAUGGCGCUUCAGACUUUACAAAUACUCAGUCACGAUGGUAUGCUAGUGGUCGAAGAUAUUUGAACGUGGCUUACGGUGAUGCCGUUAAAAUUCCACCAGCUUGUUGUAAAUACACUUCAAAAGCAUUCUUAAAAAAAUAUGAUUACAAUGCAUUUGAGGAUAAUCUUCAAGAUCAAAAUUGUGUGCUAACAACAAAUGAAUCGAACAGUAAUCAAGGUUGUUUAGCUGCAUCGAAGAAAAAAGUAUUCGAGAAAGGAUUACCAUACAUUGCAAUCCCAAUUAUCAUUGUGGCAUUACAGCUCGUCUGUAUUGGAGUUUCCGCCUAUUUAAUCACAAAAAUUAAGAAAUGGGAUGAAGAACUUUACUACUAA
Trichobilharzia regenti is the source of this 888-nucleotide messenger RNA. The record is from the annotation of a GenBank genome assembly. Lineage: Eukaryota; Metazoa; Platyhelminthes; Trematoda; Strigeidida; Schistosomatidae.